UUCAACGAAUAUAAAAAUGAUUUUAGUUUCUGUCACUGACGUUUCCACUGCACAUUUCGUAUCGAAGCCAGCUACAUGAAGAAAUUCGAUGUGUUAAGUUAAUCACUGUUUUAUCACUGUGCGGAUUAUCAUCAGAUGAAAAUUAACUGUGGUUGCACAAAUUCAGUCCUUUUCUGUAGCACCGUAUUUGGCUUAUCGUGCUUAAUUACAAGUUUGGGAAAAUGGGUCGCGAGAUCGACAGCUCAGUGCCUGGAUUGUCUCAUUUGCCGAUUUUAAAAGGCUUCACUGCGAGAGGAGAAUCGUUUUUAGAGGCUCGGAAAGAAAUAGAUGGCGCUGAAAAUCUCUGGCGAAUCGGAAACAACCUUUACGAUCUCAGGAACUUCAUCAAGUCGCAUCCUGGCGGACAGGAAUGGAUUGCAAUCACCAGAGGCACGGAUAUCACGGAACUUUUUGAAUCUCAUCACCUGACGAACAGAGCAAGAAAGCUCUUACCCAAGUUCUUUGUCAGAGAAGCAACAACCAAGCGGAACACGCCAUGGACUUUUAACAACGACGAUUUCUACUCAAAGUUUAAACAACGGGCAUUGGAGGCACUGAAAGAUGUCGAUUAUCACAGACCUUCGAUCAGAUCGAAUCUCAUUGCCGAUUCAUUAUUAUUCAUCACCCUUCUAUCAUCCGCUUUAGCUGCAAAAACGGAAACGUGGAGCGCCAUCUUUUUUGCAGGUUUAUCAUUGGCCUUGGUGUCAAUUUGUGGACACAAUUAUUUGCACAUGCGAGACAAUAUUCGGAUGUACUAUUUAGAUAUUAGUCUCAUGUCUUCCAAAGAUUGGAGAUUUACUCACGUUUCCAGUCAUCAUAUGUACCCGAAUACCCUCUGGGAUUACGAGAUAUAUGCGUUCAUGCCAUUUUUCAAGUGGCUCCCCAAUGCCGAUAAAUCAUUGGUACAACGAUUUCUCAGCGUAGUCUACUGCCCCGUCAUUUGGGCGUUAUUUUUUCUCGGCCAAGGCAUCAAAAGAUACUACGCCAUAUCGAAAACCAUGAAAAUGGAUUCGAGGGAUUUGGUCCCAUUUAUCAUUCCAUUCACGAUGUUAUUUUUUGGUUCAUCUCCGAUCAGAGUGAUACUAGUGUGGUUGAUGAUUAUCGUCUUCGCUAGUUUCGUAUUCAUUUUUCUUGGCUUGAACGCGGCUCAUCAUCAUCCGGAUAUUUUUCAUGACGGAGACACUCACCGGGAAAAUUUUGACUGGGGUCUCUUCGAACUGGAUGCAGUCCGAGACCGAAGAAUAAUCGACGACAUAUCUUUUCUCACUUUGACAACUUUUGGAGCGCAUACUCUUCAUCAUUUGCUGCCUACCGUGGACCACGCUUACUUACCCCUUUGCGAAGAAGCAUUGAACAAAACGUGUGAAGAAUUUGGAAUCAGCAAUGAUAAAUUCUCUUUUUGGGAGUUAAUUAAAGGCCAGUUUAAGCAACUUGCUCGCGUACAGGGAAAGUCAAAUUUUCGAUGAAUGCAAACAUUUGUUCCAGAUUAUUUUUCUUGUGAGAAUAUGCUGCCGCGUUAUUGAAAACUCACAGGAAAUUUUUGUAUGAAAAUGUGGUAUUUAAAAUAGAAUCAAAAUUGAAGAAGAAA
Venturia canescens is the source of this 1627-nucleotide messenger RNA. RefSeq names its product cytochrome b5-related protein-like (gene Cyt-b5-r). NCBI's taxonomy places the organism in Eukaryota, Metazoa, Arthropoda, Insecta, Hymenoptera, Ichneumonidae. The record is from RefSeq and is a predicted model, not a curated record. Gene Ontology annotation, molecular function: heme binding. Bases 222 to 1505 code for a protein of 427 amino acids. Gene Ontology annotation, biological process: lipid metabolic process. The transcript is spliced from 6 exons.